GUUCAAAAGAAAUUACAUGCUAGCCUAGGAACUUGUCCAUUUCUUUCACCAAAAAAUAGACUUUAUCACCUGCAGUAUAUAGUAUUACCACUUCCUGUCGCCAUUCUUGUUGAGGCGGGAAAUCUCGAAUCAUCGACAGCGUACAUUUACAGCAUCUUUAACUUGAUUUCCAGUUUUAAGAAGAAAUGGCUCUAUCUGAAAACUUCAUAUAUGAGCCUGUAUUAUAUAGAUGUAGAAGCACAAGGGCAAAUGAAGUCCAAGAUCAAGUCCAUAUACAGCAGAACCAACCAAAACACAGGGCAACCCAAUGCUGUUUAUGUCAGUUUGAGUCUUCUAAAGAUACUUCAUGGGGCACAUUUAGUGACGAAAACUAUGGAAUUUCAUGUAAUGUGACAGUACCAAUGUCUAGUGCAAUGUCGUCGCCAGUUCCAGCACAAGCAAAAACUAGCAAACGGGCAGGAGAGAAAACACCCCAAACAUUGAUGAAAUUGAUGGAACGACAUCGGGAAAAUGAACGAGUGAGGCACCAUACACUUAAUGAAUCUAUGAAGAAAGUGUGUGAACAUGUCCCGGGUUACACAGAUGUAAUGAAAGAAACAAAGGUUGUGAUGAUGCAGAAAAUCAUUGCAUAUAUUUGUUACCUGGAAAAUACUGUCCAUGAUUUGUGCGAGAAACUUGACCUUAAAGUCGGUGAUCUACUCAUGUCCACUGACUUCAUUACAGAACAAAUGCGAGCCAAAAAAGUUUUAAAGAGGGACAAUUCUCUACUGAAACAGAAGACAAAGAUCAAGUCUGAAAGCAAAAAAGUUUCAAUGGCACAGAGAAGACUAAAGAUCUCAUCACCCACCAUAGAUUCUACAACUGAUUACAAACUGGUGGAGGACUGUGACUCCUCACAAGAGUCUGGGAUUGGGACAACUGUGGAGAUUCAAACCUUUUCCUCUGUAAGGGAUCAAAACUGGUUGACAUCCCCCAUUAAGAACUUCAUGGACAUCCCAGGCUGUGACGAGUCCAAGGAUGAGUCGGAUGAAGAGGGUUUCUAUAGCCAAUCGACCCAAGGUGUGUUGAGCCAGUUAAUUGACACUCCAUCCAAACUGAUAUUUCAGAAUGAUGAGUUUUUCCCUUCUUCCUCCUGCUUAGACAAUUUUCCAGAUGCUUUUGAUCUAAUGUCCAGUCCUGUAUGCAAGCGAUCAUCUCAGCUCAACAGUCCAAGAACUAGGAAAACAAUUCUGAUGAAUUCAUCAUAUGGGAUUAAAAAUGAUGUACACGAUUUUCCUGAUGUUGCUGAAUCUUCUGAUGUGGAAAUGAGAACUAUAUCUCCUGAGAGUAUCUUAAAGACCAAUCCUUGUAUAGAAAAUACCUUUUCCCAGGUGUCUGAACCCUUCAACCAACACAAUAUAUCAGCAUUAUCAGGGCAUUCCGACAUUUCGGUUUUCCUGUCAAGUCCAGAGAAGCCAAGCACUCCUAACACCCCAGUAACAAGUCCUUGUUGGCCAGGAAAAAAUAAACGGAAGCAGUACACCCCUAAACGAUCUCCGUUUAACAACAUCUCCAACCUCAGUGUACCACAAUCAGAGGAAGAGGAGGAAUACGUUCCAGAACCUGCAACAAAGAGGUUUAAAUCGGAAUCUUGUGGAAAGUUUUUACGUCGCAGUCCAGUUGACGAGGAUUUUGUAUCCUAUGUGCCCUACAUAUGGAAGUUCCACAGCACGUCCCGAACUCGUAGACAGAGGGCAUCACCUAUCCCAGACAUCGAUAGCAAGGACACUGGAGGUUCAACAGAUGAAAACAAGAACAAUGCUAGUAAACCAGAAAAAAUAGAUCACAGGAAGACAACCUGGAUGAAUGGAUUUAUGAUGUUUAGCAGAUACAAUCGCAAGAAAUUCAUUGAAGCUAACCCUGGUGUUCACACCUCCCACAUCAGCAAGAUUCUGGGACACACUUGGAGGAAUAUGUCUGCUGAGGACCAAAAACCUUACAAGGAUGAAGCCAAAAUAUAUGCAAAGGAGAUGAGAAAUGAUCGUCUAUUGUGCCAAGAAAGUAGUGAAACAGCAUUUUCCAGUCCUGUGAUACCUGAGUAAGAGCAACGCACUGUCAGAGAAAGUGAGAUCCAAUAGAUUCAUAAACACUAGCUUAAAGUGUGAUAUAAUGUGAAUUAAUGAAGUAUAUACAUUAAUGUUUUGGCUCAAGUGAGAUUUUCUGAUCAAUAUUUGUCUGUCUGUAUAUACACUAUGUAUGCCUAUUGUUAUCUUUAAACAUUUUUAGCUCAAGUGAGCUUUUCUGAUCACUUGUCCAUCGUCUGUCUGUGAACUUUUCAUACUUUUGACUUCUUCUCUAGAACUAUUGGGCCAAUUUCAACCAAAUUUAGUACAAAUCAUCCUUGGGUGAAGGGGAUUCAGGUUUAUUCAAUUGAAGGGUCAUUCCCCAUUCAAAGGGGAGAUAAUCGCAAAAAUAAGGUGAGAUCAUUUAAGAAUCUUCUUCUCAAGAACCACUGGGCCUGGAGAGCUGAAAUUUAUGUGCAAGCUUCUUGACUUAGUGGAAAUUCAAGUUUCCUAAAAUCAUGAACACAGGAGUAGGGUGGGGCCACAAUAGUGGAUCAAAGUUUUGCAUAAAAUUUUAUAGGGAAAAUCUUAAAAAAUCUUCUCAAGAACCAUUGGGCCAGAGAAGUUUACAUUUACAUAAAAGCUUCCUGACAUGGUGCCAAUUCAACUUUGUUAACAUUAUGGCUCCCGGGGGAAGGUAGGGGCCACAAUAGGGGAUCAAAGUUUUACAUGCAAAUAUGUACGGAAAAUCUUUAAAUAUGGGCCAAGGUGACUCAGGUGAGUGAUGUGGCCCAUGGGCCUCUUAUUUUACUUUUCGGGUCAUCCGAGUGACUUAGGUGUCCUGUUGUAAUUGGUUCGCAUUCAUCAUUAUGUGUUAAUGAUUGAACAUAUUUUAUUUCUUCUUGAUAAUUGCCAUUCCAAUUCUUUUCAAAUUUAGUAUGAAGCAUCUUUGGGACAAGGGGGACAGAAAUUGUGCAUUUCAGGACUCCUGUUCCUCUGGGUGGGGCAAAAAUUUGACCAAUUUUCAAAAAAUCUUCUCUUGCACAUCUGUUAGAAAAACUAAAUGCAUAACCAUGUAGAGCAGGAAGGCCUCUACAAAAAUGGUAAAUUUCAUGAUCAUAGGGUAGAGGUUCUGUUUUGAGAGUGAGGCCAAACUUGGUAUAUAUUGUUUAUGUGUGAAACAUUUACAUAACAUCUUUAAUGUUAUUGAUACUAAAUUGAAACAAAAUUGAUAUUUAGAGUGAGCAGGUAUCCUUUUGCCAAAAUGAUAAAUUUCAUGAUUCCAGAAAUAGGGGUUUUCACACAAGGGUGGGGCCAAAGUAUCAUAGUGAUUAUUGUCUUUAUCAUUUGAAAGACUUCUCUAAUUUUACUGACACUGUAUUAAAGCUAAUUGCAAAUUUAGGAAAUGCAGAAAAGGAUGUUCUAAAUUUGUGAAUUUCACAACCCCAGGGUUCUCGCUCUAGGGUGGGUCCAAAAUAGUAAUGUCUUAGUGUUAACAUGUAUUAUGUAAAGUCUUUCAUCAGGAUGGGCACUUUUGGGGGCAUUUGUGUUUUACAUUGCUGCUGCAUAUUAGAAUUUAGCUUUAUAGAUAUGCAGAACAGGAAAAUUAGUAUCCAUUUCAUAGCUUUGGUUUGUCAAAUUAAAAUUUAGAAUGCAAGCAUCCCCAUGUUCCGUAGAUUCAAGUUUGUUCACACCUUAAGCCCUAGGGCUAGGGUUGGACCACAGAAAGGCCUUAAAAUUCACACUCAGGUUAGGAAUAUGGCCUAUGUGUCUCUUGCAUUAACACAUUUUCUCAACAUACCAUGUAGUUUAUAAAAAUGAUAAUUGUAAUCUCUCUGAAUACAGUGUGACAGCAUCUCUUGUAUCGGUUUUAUGAAAAUGCUACAAAAAGUCAUUGUUAUUGUUUUUAAAAUAUCUCAAAGGAGAAUAGAGCUGUAUUAGAAUUAAUGCUAUAUCAGUAUUUUCAUUCAAAAGCAUAUUGUGAAACAUACAUUGUAUUUCAUUUGAAGAUAUGUACUUACAUGUUGUAUAUCUAAUCCAUGUUUAUUAGAUAUUAUGUUUACCCAGGUGGGCAGAUUUAUUUUUAUACCUGAUAUUUUAUGCAAGUUAUGUAGACAUUGUUUCUUAUUAUUUUGUUGUCAUUGUUUUCCAUUUCUGUUGUUAUACUUUAAUCAUGUUGUCACAAUAUGCAAAUAUGUUUGGACAUUGAAUAAAAGAUUAUUUUGUUGUCAUGUA
Messenger RNA from Ostrea edulis (European flat oyster), 4277 nucleotides. RefSeq lists its product as uncharacterized. The record is from RefSeq and is a predicted model, not a curated record. Gene Ontology annotation, molecular function: protein dimerization activity. The coding region runs from base 186 to 2081 and encodes 631 amino acids. NCBI's taxonomy places the organism in Eukaryota, Metazoa, Mollusca, Bivalvia, Ostreida, Ostreidae. The transcript is spliced from 15 exons.